CUCUGAGAGGGUUGCCGUGUCCACUCUGUUUCGAUCGAAUCGAUUUGUCGGCAGAAUAAGAAAACAGAUCUUAACUUAAAAGAUAAAAGUAUGACAGUGAAGUUUCUUCGAAGAAAGUUUGUUUGGUAGAUCCUUGCGCGAAGAUACGUGAAAAUAUGAAUCGUAAUCGAAUAUUGUUUUUAUCGUGAAGAUAUAGGAUUUUUGGAAUUUCAGGGACUCGUUGCGCUAAUUGAGAAAUUUCUUUCGUUUGGAUGACAUAACACGCGGAUAAUAGACGACUAUAGUGUAUCGAAGAGUAAAAAUAGUGAAAAGUAAGAAUUUCAUACAGCCUGUGUUUUUCCGCAGUAUCGUUUAAAUAUAAAAGCAAUAUAAAGUAAAUAGAUAAAUAGUGUGGUGAAAGUAAUAUUUUUUAUCGAACGAUCUCAUUAUUUAAACACUUCGACGAUAUUUUUCCUCUUAUUGUUACUUCAGACGAUAAAUUCCAUAGGGAAAAUUAUAAGACAAACAGUAAAGGAUAACAUAAUUUCAGAAAGUAAACAGUGAAGAAUAUGUUGAGUGUUGAUAUUUUUUAACAAAACUUUUUUAACAAAAUUUUUGACAAAAGAAAACAACUUUGUGAACCGCGCCAUCAACAUGACAGUCGUAUGCAACGAUGACGACAGCUCACGAUGCGCUCGCACCGAGUUUGAAAGGACACGACAAAAGAUUCAGGAGGGUGUUAGGAUUCGAAUCUAUUCCAGGAUCAUAAUCCUACCAGUAAUCGCGUGGGAUUCGUUGAAAGAACUUACGAUCCUUCGAAACUCGACGGAAGACAUGGCUCAAGUUCCUCUUAUCAGGACCGAGGGAAAUGGAUCGACGGAAUCUUCGAUUCGUAACAUGGUGAUUCUUGAGGUUGGUCGACCCGGAGACACGUGGACCUACUGCGUAGGAAGGCAACGACUCGCCGAGAAAUCGGAAUGUUUCCGUGCUAUGCUCCUCGGUCCUUUAGCGCCUGCACCAAGCGAUCCUCCACCUGUGUUGAGAUUACAACACGUGGACAAAAGGGCUUUCGAUCAUUUACUCAGAUACCUUCUCGACGAGACGAUCAAUUUCCAUACCGUGACUAUGGCUAAAUCAACACUUCAUGCGGCUCAUCAGUAUCUUUGUCCAGGAUUAGUACGAUUGAUCGUUGAGUUUCUCGAAAAGAGCCUAACUCCGAUUUCCGCGCUUGAGAUCUACGAAGGCCUCACUCUUUACGCGAACCACAUAAGCUGGCAUCCCAACUGGUCACCUACAGCUCCUCCUGCUCCCGGUGAUGACGCUGCUGAAAUAGCCGCAGUCUGUACGCGACUUCUUCUCGCUUGUUUGGACGUGAUCGACUCGGAUCCGGAGACGGUUUUCUGCCAGGAAUACUUCCAACAGUUGAGUUCUACCGAAGUGAAAGAAUUGGUGUCUCGAGACACCCUGAGAUUGACCAAAGAAUCGAUACUGUUCGAAGCAUUAGACAGAUGGGCCAUGUUCGAGUGUAAAAGAAACGGAGUCAAACCAACCGCUAGCAAUAAGAGAGCCGCGCUCUCGGACGAUGUUUGGUAUAGCGUCCGAUAUCUUCUUAUGACUGACAGAGAGUUCAUCGAGGGUCCUAUGGCGAGCGGAAUCUUUUUUAGCGAAGAGUCGGCUUAUAUCGUUGCCAGAAUUUUGGGACAUACGGUAAAACACGAGGAAGAGAAGCUCCGAAAUUCCGUAACUGGAACAUUACCUAAGCUGAUCAGUACUCCAAGGAUGGGUACGAGAAUCUGCGAGGACCAAAGCUACAAAAUAUCGAAACCAGGGAAAAAAGAAUGCCAAGACAAUCGGAAGAACAGGAGAAAGGAAUGUGCAAAUCAGGGACAGAAGACCUGUGCGAGAAUCGGUAAUUGUCUCGUACGAGUUCUCGCCUGUAUUUUCGACUGAACGACAUUGAAUACGGGGCCAAGACGAAGAGGAAUCGAUGACAUUGACAGAUUCUUGAAUCUCUCACCGAAAGCUAAUUUCUUUCCUACCGUUUUUCGUAUCUUUGCAGCAUUACGUGAAACUUUUGCGAUAAAAUUUUUCGAAGUUUCAAUAGUAUUAUGAUAUGACAAUGAGUUAUGAUACUGAUUUAGGUACUAAGGAUAACAAUGUUUUGCGUUUAAUCGAUAUUAACAUUCGUCCGCUACAUACUGCUGAAAAAUAUAGUUUAUUUUACAGAUUUCCUCUCGUUUUCGUGAAGUAUCUUUUAUUUUACUUUAAUUUCGCAAACAAUGGAUGCUAUACGAUGGCAAGAAAGCUGAAAGAGGCUGAAAUCUAAUUAUUAUACGUUUGUUAAUGUCCCUUUCCGCUAGUUUAUAGAUACUUUCGGAUAUAACGUUCCUCCUCGCGAAGUGAUAUUUUCUGAGGAUAGAAAACUGGAUUUUAAACGAUUCAAAUAUUUUUCAAUUUUAAAUAAUCGUUUUGAAGUUUACAUAUUUUAUUGUCUUCGCAUUUUUUAUAGAGAUAUUUACUUGUUGUCUAAUCACAGUAAAUUUUAAUUUUGAGAAAAUAUUGUAAUGAAUUUUGUACAUUGGAACAUUUUUAUUGAUUAUUUGUAUCUAUUCUUUCUUAUAAAAUAAUAACAAUUAUAUUAUUAUUUUUUUAACCAAGUAUUUAUAAACCUUUUGGCAAAAUUGUAAAAGUAAUUGACGUAAAGCAAAGCAAAGAAAGAAACUAACUUAAAACUCCUAGCAAUGGCUUUGGCAAGUACCAUUUUAAAAUCAAUCAAUUUAAAGAACAUUGAAAGAAGAUUGAUCUUACAUAUUUUUAAACAUCCUUUGUUAUCUUUGAUACAAAAUUUUACGCGCCCUUUACAAAUAAGUUCUCUAAAAAUGUUUAAACAGUAUUUGUAAUUUUAUCAUAACGGAGACUAAAAAUUUUAUACAGGCUGAGCUACUAUUUCUGCCAUAAUUUCUCAUUUCUCUUCUACAUUAAUUCAUAUCCUGGUAUCUUCUAGAAUAAUAAAGAUAGAGGAUACCAGAUAUUUUUCGUACAAAUGGUAGUCAACCUGUUUAGUAUUUUUAGUUUUCCAUCGUCGCUAUUAUCUGUAUCCUGUUAUACGUUAACGGCUACGUUCGUUGUGUUCAUAAUUGCUGUUCAGAGUAUAUAGCGUUCAAAUUGUGAGUUAGAGCGUGGAACCAUGGCUGGUCCGUGUAAAUACGACGUUCAAUUACGCAAGCUUCGUUUUUGCAACAAUUUUUCUAUGCUUUAUACCAAAUUUUUAUAAACAAUAACAGCGAUGCAUUUUUCAUGAUCGUCAUUACCUUUGAAAUUACUGACUUCGAGUGAAUCAUUGCGUGGUUCGAAAUCAACAACUCUGAAUUGUCCCUUUAACAACGAAGAAUUUUGGAGCUCAAUUAAAGGGGGAAAUCAAUUUGGAGUUGGUGCAUUUAACAUCCGGUUCAAAUCUAGACAGUUGGUUAAUUUCUUUAAAUGAUAUCGAUUCUUUUCAUUCUAAAUAUCUUAACUAUUUAUAAAAAGAUUUAGAGGACUAUUAUACACUAAUAGAUAAGUUACAGAGAGCGUUAAAUAUGUUACGAAGAAUGGAGAAGAAAUGAUACUUUAUUGAAAAACACGAUACAAUGAAGAUGUUCAGAAAUAUCUAGAGAUACUGUUUUUAUCUUUCUUUAUAUAUACAUAUACAUAUCUUACGUUCGCAUACCUGAACGCUUAAAUAAUUUCUUUAUUAAUUCACUAAAUUAAUGUUACAUACCAUACUUUAACAAGUGACCAUUCAACGUAUAUUUGUCUAUUGGUAAUUAAGUCAAUUAAUUUCUUAUUACUAUAGUAAUACCAAGUGUCUAGAUUUAAAUUGUACAUAAUAUAUCAUUGUUAACAUCGAAUUUUAUUAAUAAAGGCAAUGUCGUGUCGUUAUAAAAAACACGAGAAAGAUGACAUUAUUGAAACGAUGUUCGUCGUUUUCAUAGUAAUUGUCAUAUUCGUUUAACAAUUACUACUAGCUAAUACCUUUCGCGAGCUAAUGUCAUAAAUGGCCGCUUAGGUGUGUUCUAUCGUUACCAUUAUACGUUAGUCAUUAAAUUUCGUGUUGCUAUUUGAUCGGUUAAAUUUUAUUCGCCGCGACUCGUUGUACUCAAAUUAUGGUAAGAUCAAAUGUUACUCUAACGAGUGUCGCUGAGUCUAUUGUGUGUUAAUAAUUAUUUAGAAAUCGAUGGAAUAUUGCAACCUGAUUACUUGUUCGGAUUGAUUGCGUCAAAUUGGUUGUAGAAACGACUAAAUUCAUUUUGAACCACUAUUCGUAGUUGCUUCUUCGAGUAUACACAUGGUAAAUCUUUCAAUUUAUUUUGUGCGUAUCCCAUAUGAAGUCUCUGUGAAUGCCAAACAAGAAGUAUCGAAGGCUGCAAAUAAAGCUUGCAAGUGUAAUGAUAAAUUUAGUAAAAAUAAAAUAAACAUAAGAACUUUACUACCA
Molecule: messenger RNA, 4453 nt
Organism: Bombus impatiens (common eastern bumble bee)
Lineage: Eukaryota; Metazoa; Arthropoda; Insecta; Hymenoptera; Apidae
Gene: axed
Product: BTB/POZ domain-containing protein 6-B
Exons: 6
Coding region: 634-1929 (431 amino acids)
Biological process (GO): neurogenesis
Cellular component (GO): cytosol
Molecular function (GO): protein binding
Source: RefSeq, a predicted model, not a curated record